AUGAGUUUUCAGUCUAAAGGAGACCAUGACACCGAUGACGAUGUUCCCAUAAUCAAUAUUACUGAUGAUAAUGUGAUAACAACAAGUAAUGGAAAUAUGCCGGUAGAGAAUGGUGGUCGAUCUCAUUCACUCGUGGAUGAUAUCACACAUUAUCGGUUUUCAUCAUCAAUCUUCGAUUUAGUUUCUGUCUCCACAUUUAAAUUUGUUUUAUUUAUUAUUCUUUACACCGAAUUGGAGACACGUGUCAUCUUUCAACUCUAUUAUCAAUCCUAUUCAUCCCUUCUUCGUUAUUUAUUAAUUCUUUUGACACUCACUUCUCAUCUGAUCUCAUUAGCUUAUUCUAUUGUUAAACUCUUAUUUGUUCUAAAAAAUACAUCAUCCUUGCAGCCGAUCUACUUGUCUAUUGUUUAUAUAUUUCUCGUAUUUUCGUCAUUAGAAUUAAUUGGCUUUAUUAUCCUUCAACCAUAUUUAAAUCGACUAAAAUUAAUCGAAGAAAAACGAGAUCUAUCAGUGAAAAAAAAAGCCGAUCUUAAACGCUUAUUAUCAUUGUCGAAAAAUGAAAGAUCCCUUAUAGCCAUUGGUACAUUUUUUUUAAUAUUAUCAGCGGCGACUCAAAUCGUUCAACCAUAUUAUUUCGGUAAAAUCGUCGAUAAUGCAUUGAAAUCUCGGACAAUGAAAGAAGUGAACACUAACUUGUUGAUUCUAUUCAUUAUCAAUUGUGUUGGCGCUCUAACAUCGUUUAUUCGUUCAUGGACAUUUGAAUUAGCCGGACAAAGAAUGGUCUAUCGUUUGAGGAAAUCAAUAUUUUCAAAUCUUACCAAACAAGAAAUUGCAUUUUUCGAUGAAACGCGAACAGGUGAAUUAACCAAUCGUUUGUCAUCCGAUACUCAAGUGUUACAAAAUGCGGUUACCGUUAAUAUAUCAAUGUUAUUACGAUUUUCCCUCCAACUUAUUGGAAGUCUGGCGGUAAUGUUCUAUUUGGAAGUGUCGUUGACACUUGUUCUAAUGGCUGUAGUGCCUGUUGUGAUAUUAAUAUCUAUGCAAUAUGGAAAAUUAGUGAGAAAAUUACGAAAAACAUUUCAGGAUGAAUUAGCCAAUGCUGGAACGACAGCCGAAGAAUGCAUUUCAAACAUGCGUACUGUUCGCAUGUUUGGUAGCGAAAGAAAAAUGAAUAUUAAUUACAGUGAUAAUGUUUAUAAAUCUUAUUUAGUUGGAAAGAAAUUAGCAUUCAACUCUGGUCUUUUUAUGGGUGUUACCGGUCUUCUAACGGCAGCAGGUAUCUCAGCUGUCUUGUGGUAUGGGGCUAAAUUGGUUCAUGAUGGAAAACUGUCAGCGGGUCUAUUAACAUCAUUUCUCAUGUACAUGUUACAAGUAGCAUUAGCAUUUGCUUUCUUGUCAUCAUUAUACGGAGAUUUUAUGCAAGCAGUGGGUGCAAGUGAGCGAAUAUUUGACCUACUGGACAAGAAAGGAAAAAUACCCACCGAAGACGAACAUGGACAAAUGGCUAAACCACAUGAGUUUGACGGAAGUAUUAGAGUUCAAGAUGUAUGUUUCAAAUACCCGACGAGACAAGAUCAACAAGUGUUAACAAAUAUUUCGUUUGAAAUCAAACAUGGACAAAAGGUUGCACUCGUCGGACCGAGCGGUGGUGGAAAAAGUACAAUUGCCUCGUUAAUUGAACGUUUUUAUGAUCCAACGUCUGGUGUGAUAUAUUUGGGUCCAACAUCGAUUCCCCUAACUGACGUCGAUCCUCUAUGGUUACGUGAACAUGUUUCGUUCGUCAAUCAAGAACCGUGUCUCUUUGCAUGUUCAAUUAAAGACAACAUCUGUUUUGGUAAACAAGGUGAAGUGGCUAUGGAGGAAAUUAUUCGCGUAGCCAAACAAGCGAAUGCUCAUGACUUCAUCGAUAGCUUUGAUCAGAAAUAUGACACGUUAGUGGGCGAAAGAGGAGUUAGAUUGUCAGGUGGACAGAAACAACGGAUAUGCAUCGCUCGAUCAUUAUUAAUAAAUCCACAAUUAUUGUUGUUAGACGAAGCGACAAGCGCUCUGGAUGCUGAAAGUGAACAUUUGGUUCAAGAAGCGAUUGAACGUGCUAUGAUUGAUCGUACUGUGUUGGUUAUUGCACAUCGUUUAUCUACAGUGAGAAAUGCGAACAGAGUAAUUGUAAUUGACAAAGGUUGUAUUGUUGAACAGGGUGUACACGAGGAAUUAAUCGAAAAAGACGAAGGAAUCUAUAAAAAAUUAGUUUUAAGACAACUGAUGCCGGGUGAUGCACCAACGAAAAAAUAA
This is a messenger RNA of Didymodactylos carnosus, 2289 nucleotides long. The record is from the annotation of a GenBank genome assembly. NCBI's taxonomy places the organism in Eukaryota, Metazoa, Rotifera, Eurotatoria, Philodinida, Philodinidae.